Molecule: messenger RNA, 1341 nt
Organism: Ahaetulla prasina
Lineage: Eukaryota; Metazoa; Chordata; Lepidosauria; Squamata; Colubridae
Product: zinc finger protein RFP-like
Exons: 7
Coding region: 1-1341 (446 amino acids)
Molecular function (GO): protein binding; zinc ion binding
Source: RefSeq, a predicted model, not a curated record
AUGGCUACUGCUGGAGCUGCUGCUAACUUACUGCCCUCAACUCUCUGUGAGGUCCACAACAAACCUCUGGAGUUCUUUUGCCAAAAUGAGUUGGCUUUGAUCUGCACCCAGUGCGCCAAAAGCAAGAGGCAUCAAACUCACACCGUUCUCCCCAUAGAAGAAGCAGCCCAAAAAAAGAAGAAAAGGCCAGGAGAAGAACGUCUCAAGUUGGUGCGUGAAUUUGAAGAGUUCCACCAGGCUGCAAAGGAUCAAAUGCAGUUCCUACUUUCCCAUCUGGAAGAACUGAAAAUCAACAUCUUAGACUACCAGAAAAAAAAUUACACCAGGCACACCUCCAACACAAUCCAACUGAACACCUUGAUUGGAGACCUAGAGAGGAAGUGUGAUCAGCCAGAGGCUGAAUUCUUGAAGCAAAUGACUCAGAUCAACAGUUUGGUCAGUGACUUAGAGGAGCUGCGCAGGGAGCUUCCUCAAGAAUGUCUGAAGGAAUUUAAAAUUAUUGCAAACCGCCUGGGUGAAGAAAAGUAUGUGGAAAACAAUCUUGGUGACCUGGAACAGAGACUGGGAAACAUCACUGAACAAAAUAUAGUUUUGAAGGAGACACUGAAGGCAUUGAAAGUUAAGAUGCGAACUGAAUUAAUGAAAAUCAUGGACAAUUGCCUGAAAUCUUAUGAGAAAGCAAAUGUGUUAUUCGAUCGGGACACCCUGAAUAACAUGCUGGAUCUGUCUGAUGACCAGAUAACUGUCAAGUGGAACGCAGACGUGAAGAAAAAAAUCCCUCACCACUGGAUGAGAUUUGAAAAAGAUUCCUGCGUGCUCGGAAGCGAAGGGUUCACUGCAGGGAGAGUCUACUGGGAAAUAAACGUGGAAGGAGGGAAGAUCUGGGCUGUGGGGGUAGCCAAAGAAUCGGUGGAGAGGAAGCACCUGGUACAUUUUGCUCCUGAAAACGGCAUUUGGGGACUAGGUUUAGAUGAGCAAAACAAAUAUGUGGCGUAUACCAAUUCUGGAGUUGUUCCUUUGGAUCUGUCUGAGCCUCUCCAAAAGAUCCGGGUAAAUCUAGAUUACACUGCAGGGCAGGUGUCCUUUUUCAAUGCUGGGACCAACCGUUGGAUCUUUACCUUCCCCCCAGCAAACUUUUCUGGAGAAAAUAUCUACCCUUGGUUCUGGAUUAAGGGAGGGAUGCUCAAGCUGCCAGCCAUAAACCUUGAAGACCUGGCUGCUGACCUGGUGUGGGGAAGGAUCGACCUUGGGACGCAAGGAGAAGAGACACAGCUCAGGGAAACAUCAGAUAAAAAGCAACUCGGCCUGCAGCAGAAUGUGUGCAGGGAAAGCAGCUCCUAA